AAUGGAGUUGGCAACAUGUCCGUCGAUCAGAGUUGUUGUCGUUAUUGAAGUGUUGCUUUGUUGACUGUAAAACUAAUUUGAAUUAUUUGAAAAGUUUACAUUUGUAAAUAUACUGAUAUAUUUUGCAAGUAGAUUUAACUGAUUAUUAAAUCUUGGUUAAUAAAUGUCGUCUACAAGUGAGAAUAAUGACAUUUUGAAGGAUUUGCUUUGUGCAGAAGAUGACAUUGAAAAUUGUAAUAGUUGGAAGGAAUUUUCAAAAAGAGUUGCUUCUUUUUUAAUUGUAGAAUCAAAUUGGAGAUUGAAACCUUUUAGUCUCUCUCCUCCUGCUUGUGCUCAGUAUGGAUGGAAAUGUAUUGGAAAAGAUCUUAUUCAGUGUGUAACAUGUAAUGAAAUUAUCUGUGGAAAGUUACCAGUUCUUUGGAAGAGUAAUGUGUAUGAUGAUUGUGUAAAUGAAGUAAUAAAAUCAUUGCAAACAUCUCAUAAGAAACAUUGUCCCUGGCCAGUAGCACCUUGUCCAGAUAACUUUGUUCAUAUUGUACCAAUUGAUAAGAAGCAAGCAUUACAUGAAUUUAUGAUUUGCUUAGAAACACUUCUAAAAGUAAAAGAAGAGUUACCUUUAAUAAAAAAUGAGACUUUAGAAAUGGACAUCACUGAAAAUGAUUUGACUUGUCUUUCACAAUUACUUCAUAAAGAAUUAGAUAUAUACCUUCAAUCUGCUAUUAUAUUAGCAUUAACAGGAUGGAGGAAAGUCUCUGGUGAAAGAAAAUGUUUAUGGUGUUGUCAUUGCCAAAGGUUAUUAGAAUUUCGGUUUUAUAAAACUGCAAAGUUAAAUGAAACUGAUAAAGAACCUGAUGGUGUAAAUUCAGUAAAUGUAAUUGAAGAAAAAGUAGUGAAUUCUAUUCAGUUAAAUAAGAUUGAAAACAGCAACAAUGAUAGCAUUUCAGAUGUAAAAACAGAAACAAAAGAUAAUUUAGAAAAAUCUGAAGAUGAAUUUAAGGUAUCUUGUGUUAAAAAUGAUAAUUCAGAAAGUAAAACAGAUAUUAAUAUUCAAAAGAAUGAAAAUGAUGAACCUCCAAAAAAGAUUCCUAAAAUAGAGAGAAAGCAUACUCCCAAUUAUUUUGAUCCUAUUUAUGAACAUAGAUAUUGGUGCAAGUGGAUUAGUUCACCAAAUCAAACACAGAAGUUCUUCAAGACUGAUAAAUGUGGAUGGCAGAUAUUCCUAAAAUCUUUGUUAUUAAAUGUACGCUCAUCUGUUAUUUCGUCAAAAUGUGUUAGGUUAUCUGAGAAAGUAAAAGAUAUUCGUCAAAUGUUGGAGAAUUGGAUUUGACAGCUCAUAACUUUAAUGUAAUUAGUUGAAAAGUAAUUACAGAUUUUGUUUCUAAAAAUAUCAACAUUGUAAAUUUGACAAUGACCACUUAUAUUAUGUAAUAUUGUAUGUAUGUAUGUAUAUAUGUAUUAUGAAAUAAAAU
Molecule: messenger RNA, 1469 nt
Organism: Centruroides sculpturatus (bark scorpion)
Lineage: Eukaryota; Metazoa; Arthropoda; Arachnida; Scorpiones; Buthidae
Product: NIPA-like protein
Exons: 9
Coding region: 164-1327 (387 amino acids)
Cellular component (GO): nucleus
Molecular function (GO): zinc ion binding
Source: RefSeq, a predicted model, not a curated record